Molecule: messenger RNA, 1897 nt
Organism: Fukomys damarensis (Damara mole-rat)
Lineage: Eukaryota; Metazoa; Chordata; Mammalia; Rodentia; Bathyergidae
Gene: Crlf1
Product: cytokine receptor like factor 1
Exons: 11
Coding region: 1-1635 (544 amino acids)
Biological process (GO): cytokine-mediated signaling pathway
Cellular component (GO): external side of plasma membrane
Molecular function (GO): cytokine receptor activity; protein binding
Source: RefSeq, a predicted model, not a curated record
AUGGGCUCUGGACCCACGGGUCAAGGGCGUCAGGAGGGCCAGGCAGCGGGGACCUGGGCACGGGGGUCCCGGGAGGCGGCGCCAGACGGGGAGGAGCAGGAGCAGGAGGAGGAAGAAUGGGCGGUGCAGCCGACACCCGGCAGAGAGUGCAGAUGCACGUUCGCACACCAUCGCAGGCGCGCGCACAUUCCAGCCGACACACAGCCGUGGUCCUACGCUCACUCCGCGAGGAGCUCACAGAGGGGCACGCAGGCUGGCUUAGUGGCAGAGGAUGUCCUGUCCAGGCAGGACACACUGGGUGUUAUUCCGGAAAGGGCAGGGCCAGGGCGCCCUGGGGCACAAGCUUGCCUGCCCAAGGUGCUGGCUCAGGAAGCCAGAAGGGACCCAAGCUGGGCAGGACAGUGGUCCUGGGGGUCCCCACGUGCUGGAGGCUGCGGGGCCUGUCUGCAGCGCACAUCCUGCCGACUUCUAGCAGACACGGCCGUGAUCAGCCCCCAGGACCCCACCCUCCUCAUCGGCUCCUCCCUGCAAGCCACGUGCUCUGUGCAUGGGGACCCACCAGGUGCCACCGCUGAGGGUCUCUACUGGACCCUCAAUGGGCGCCGCCUGCCCUCUGAGCUCUCCCGCAUGCUGAAUGCCUCCACCCUGGCCCUGGUCUUGGCCAACCUCAACGGGUCCAGGCAGCAGUCUGGGGACAACCUCGUGUGCCAUGCCCAGGACGGCAGCAUCCUGGCUGGCUCCUGCCUCUACGUUGGCUUGCCCCCUGAGAAGCCCUUCAACAUCAGCUGCUGGUCCAAGAACAUGAAGGACCUCACAUGCCACUGGACGCCGGGGGCCCAGGGGGAGACCUUCCUGCACACCAACUACUCUCUCAAGUACAAGCUCAGGUGGUACGGGCAGGACAACACCUGUGAGGAGUACCACACGAUGGGGCCCCACUCCUGCCACAUCCCCAAGGACCUGGCUCUCUUCACACCCUAUGAGAUCUGGGUGGAGGCCACCAACCGCCUGGGCUCGGCCCGCUCCGAUGUGCUCACGCUGGACAUCCUGGACGUGGUGACCACGGACCCCCCUCCUGACGUCCAUGUGAGCCGCGUCGGGGGCCUGGAGGACCAGCUGAGUGUGCGCUGGGUUUCGCCACCGGCUCUCAAGGAUUUCCUCUUCCAAGCCAAGUACCAAAUCCGCUACCGCGUGGAGGACAGCGUGGACUGGAAGGUAGUGGACGACGUCAGCAACCAGACCUCGUGCCGCCUGGCUGGCCUGAAGCCGGGCACUGUCUACUUCGUGCAAGUGCGUUGCAACCCCUUUGGCAUCUAUGGCUCCAAGAAAGCUGGAAUCUGGAGCGAGUGGAGCCACCCUACUGCUGCCUCCACCCCCCGCAGCGGUGAGCACCCCAACAAGCCUGGGGGGUGGGGGUGCGAGCCGCGGGGAGGAGAGCCGAGCUCGGGCCCGGUGCGGCGCGAGCUCAAGCAGUUCCUGGGCUGGCUCAAGAAGCACGCGUACUGCUCCAACCUCAGCUUCCGCCUCUACGACCAGUGGCGGGCCUGGAUGCAGAAGUCGCACAAGACUCGAAACCAGGACGAGGGGAUCUUGCCCUCGGGCAGACGGGGUGCGGCGAGAGGUCCUGCCAGAUAAGCUCUAGUGAUGGGGCCACCUUGCCUGCCACGGGGAGACCCAGAGACCAAGCCGAACUGGACCCUCACCCAGGGCAUCCGAGCACAGUCUGCAGGGUCGGGCAGGAGCUCUGAGCUCCGCGGCUGCCACAGCCCCGCCCCUGGGUGCACCCGUCUGCGUGGGUGGGCGGAGCCGUCCAGAGCCCACGCCCCGAGCUUGGGGCGAGAGAAGCCCUUGCUCACCCGCCUGGGGUCCCUUGAGAGCCUUUUCAAAUAAAUGAGCU